ACCACAUUAUCCCAAGUUUGGGCGUAAACUCGUAAACGUAAACUCGUAAACGUAAACUUCUCUCUCGUUUUCCCCAAUUAUGUAAACCCAAACCCUAACCCUAAUUCCUAUCCUUCUCUCAAAUUUCAAUCUUCUUCAUCCAAUUUUAUCACUGAUACUCCUCCAAUCAACUUGUUCUUCAAUCAAAUUCUCCUGUGUUGCUCUCCAAAUCGCAGUAUUCCGUGGAUUUUCGCUGAAGAUUUCUCUAGUUCGUCGCUGAAUCGAAGAACUUUCAAUUUUUGGGCUAUUUGCAGAAACUUAUCGUGUUUUUCUGCUGUUUCAUCUGUUAUCAGAGGUUCUCGCGCCGGAGAUGUUACGGUUUUCGAGGUUUGUGAAGAGUCGGUGUCUUCGGUGUUGAUGAUUUCUCCUUUUUCAUGAAGGAAUUCUGGAUUUCUGGCUUCGAUCUGUGAGAUCGUAUCGUAUCGGUUCAAUCUAUGAUUGAUUGGAUCAAUAUCAUCUAAUUGAUCUUCUUUGAAGCUGGAUUUUGCUUCUAUUAAUUCAGAAUUCAAGAAUUGAGCUGUUGUAGCGGCGGCAGUGGCUUUCGAAGGACUUCGCAGCGAAGAAGUAUACUAGGAGAGGAACUGAAGGCGGCAAAGAGAUAAAAUUUUUACUUUGUACUUUGUUAAUUUUGAGUUUGAAGUUCAAUUAGAGGCCUUUAUUUUUGAAUUUGAAGGCCUCAUAAUAUCCGUAGUUAGGGUUUUUGAUUGCAUUUUUGUGCGAUAUAAUUUUUGUUCGAUUGAUUGAUUUCUUUUUGAAGGAAAGAAAAGUGAAAAAAAAAUUAAUUAUGGCAGUUUAUUAUAAGUUUAAAAGUGCUAAAGAUUACGACUCAAUUUCAAUCGACGGUCAUUUCAUAUCGGUUGCCAAUCUAAAAGAAAGAAUUUUUGAAUCAAAGCAUUUGGGAAGGGGUACUGAUUUUGACCUCGUCGUGACCAACGCUCAAACCAAUGAAGAGUAUCUAGAUGAAGCGAUGUUGAUUCCAAAAAACACUUCUGUUCUAAUACGCCGAGUACCAGGACGUCCUCGCAUGCCCAUUGUUACACAACCGGACGAGCCGAAGGUGGAGGAUAAGGUUGAGGAUGAGCAACAUGCAAAAAAUAACUACUUUGCUGCUGAUUCUUCAGGGUUUGGAGAUUUUGAAGCUUCAGAACUGGAUGAUGAGUUUGGAAAUGAUCUAUAUGCAACAAUCCCUGAGAUGACACCAGGACAAUCAGGCAAUCCGAUGCAGGAUUCAGUUCCUGCUAGUAAAGCUGAUGAGGACAGCAAGCUUAAGGCUUUAAUUGAAAAUUCUAGUUUUGACUGGCAGCGUCAACCUGGUGAUGGUUUUGGCUCUGGGAGAGGAUUUGGAAGAGGUGGGAGGGGGGGUGGUCGAGGUUUUGGCCGAGGUGGUAUGGAGAGGAAAACACCUCCACAAGGCUAUAUCUGUCACAGGUGUAAGGUUCCUGGUCACUUUAUUCAGCACUGCCCUACAAAUGGUGACCCUAAUUUUGACAUCAGGAAAGUGAAACCUCCUACUGGCAUUCCCAAGUCAAUGCUUGUAGCUACACCGGAUGGCUCCUAUGCAUUGCCAAGUGGCACAUCUGCUGUCUUGAAACCAAAUGAGGCUGCAUUCGAGAGAGAAAUUGAAGGUCUACCUUCUACUCGUUCUGUUGGAGAUCUUCCACCAGAGCUCCAUUGCCCGCUGUGCAAGGAAGUGAUGAAGGAUGCCGUGUUAACCAGCAAAUGUUGUUUCAAUAGUUUCUGUGAUAAAUGUAUAAGGGACUUUAUUAUCUCAAAGUCUAUAUGUGUCUGUGGGGCAAGAGAUAUACUUGCAGAUGAUCUUCUGCCAAAUAAGACACUCCGGGAUACCAUUAACCGUAUACUGGAGUCUGGUAAUAGUAGUGCAGACAAUGGAGGGAGUGCUCUCCAUGUUCAAGAUAUGGAGUCUGCUCGCUGCCCGCAGCCUAGGAUUCCAUCGCCUACUCAAUCUGCUGCCUCAAAAGGGGAGCAAAUGCUUCCUCCACGUACUGAAGGAACUUCAAAUAUGAAAGAGAGUUUAGAAGGUAUUAAGCCUAGCCAUGCUUCACAGUCGCAACCACAGCAGCAUAUCUCAGAAAGAGACAAGAUUACGAAAGUUCCAGACGUGUCUGAAGCUACUCAUGAGUCGGCUAGUGUGAAGGAACCUGCGUCACAGGGUAGUGCUUUACCUGUUGAGGAAGAAGUUCAACAAAAGGUGGCUGUUGGUGAAGCAGCUGGCUGUUAUCCUAAUCAGUUGCCUUUUCCAUGUCUUCCAGUAAAGAAAAAGAAGAAGAAGAAGAAGAUGCCUAUGCCUGGAAAUGCUCCAGACAUGCAAUGGAUGGGCAUGCCUCCUGGGAUGGAUGGAUACAUGGGCCCUAAUGGCUUCAAUCCCUGUUGGCCAGGCAUGCAGCCUGCAAUGGAUGGAUUCAUGGGCCCCUUUGGUGGACAUGGUGGUAACAUGCCUUACAAUAUGGGUUAUGGUCCAGGGCCUAUGGAUAUGCCCUUUGGGAAUGUUUUCCCUCCAGAUCCUUUUGGGAACAUGAUGCCUCCAGACCAUUUUGGAGCACAAGGGUUCAUGAUGCCUGGAAUGCCCCCGAUGCUUCCUCCUCAAAGGGAUCUUGCAGCAGAAUUUGGAAUGGGCAUGAAUGUCAGGCCACCUUUGAUGAGUCGGGAAGAAUUUGAGGCUCGGAAGGCUGAAGUAAGAAGAAAGCGAGAAAUGGAGAGACGGGUUGAGAGUAGGGAACUUCCCAGAGAUCGUGAUUAUAGCAGAGAAGUAAGCAGCAGCGCCAACCCCCCACCUAUGAAGUCAAAACCUAGGCCUCCUCCAGCCAGCAGGUCCCCAAGUGAAGACCGCUAUGAUAGUCUCCGGGACCGGGAGAGGGAGAGGGAGAGGGAAAGAGCGAGGGUAAGGGAAAGGGCUUCUGUCGAUCGUGACCGGGAACAAGACCGGGAUCGUGACCAUGACAGCCACCAGCGACGGACUUCCCACAGUCACAGGUCUGAACGGGCUUCACCUGACAGAACUAAACGUGAUGUAGAAGUCCCUCGUCCGACCCUGAAAAGAAAAUCUGAACACCCUGAGCGAGAUCACAACCAUGAACGAGACCGCGAUCACCGUGAGCGUGACCAUAAAUCUGAACGUCAUUCUAAACCGUCCUCUAAGCCACCAUCUUCUGUAGAUGUGGUUCAACAGUCAUUAGACAAGAAAUAUAAGGCGAGUGUGUUCUCGAGGAUUAGCUUCCCGGAUGAGGAGGUUUCCAAGAAGCAAAAGGUUUCUGCUGAGCCCAAGUCUAAGCCCGUUAGCAAGGACCAUGAUGCCCACCAUCAUAAAGUAGUGGCGUCAUCAUCUACAGCAAAUGGGCACCAUCAUGAUGCAGGGAAGAAGAGUGUGGCGGCAGCAGCAGCUAUGGAUUAUGAGUCAAGUGACGAUGAACGGCAUUUUAAGAGGAAGCCUUCAAGGUAUGAGCCAUCACCCCCACGCCGAGAGGAGUGGAUGAGUGUAGAUGAGGAAGAUGGUAGGCGGCAUCGUAAGCACAGGUAGAGAUGUAAUACUAGGGAACUGAUAUUGUGAGGUUGAAAAGUGAGCAGGCCGAGGAUCAAUUUUCCCUGUUUGGGCAAAUCACUCAUCACUGUAAUCUUAUGUUUUUUUCUUAUUUUUUUUAAACUUUGAUUUGAUGAUUUUGUAAUAAAAUUGUACCUUUCCCAUCUUCAUUCUUUCUAUCAAAUAUCAAUGAAAUCCACGCAAUUUACAUAUGAA
Messenger RNA from Chenopodium quinoa (quinoa), 3790 nucleotides. Its product is annotated as E3 ubiquitin ligase PARAQUAT TOLERANCE 3-like. The coding region runs from base 824 to 3574 and encodes 916 amino acids. NCBI's taxonomy places the organism in Eukaryota, Viridiplantae, Streptophyta, Magnoliopsida, Caryophyllales, Amaranthaceae. The transcript has 15 exons. Gene Ontology annotation, cellular component: nucleus. Gene Ontology annotation, molecular function: zinc ion binding; ubiquitin protein ligase activity. Gene Ontology annotation, biological process: mRNA processing; ubiquitin-dependent protein catabolic process; protein ubiquitination. The record is from RefSeq and is a predicted model, not a curated record.